Molecule: messenger RNA, 534 nt
Organism: Acanthosepion pharaonis
Lineage: Eukaryota; Metazoa; Mollusca; Cephalopoda; Sepiida; Sepiidae
Source: the annotation of a GenBank genome assembly
AUGAACCUGCCUGUCUUCUUCUUCUUCUUCUUCUUCUUCUUCUUCUUCUUCUUCUUCUUCUUUCGCCUCAUUCUGAAUCUUUCAUAUUUUACUCUUAGUCUAUUUUUCUUAGUCUUUUCCUGUUUAUCUAAGUCUCGGCUCGGCUAUCUGAGUCUAUCUAUCUAUCUAUCUAUCUAUCUAUCUAUCUAUCUAUCUAUCUAUCUGUCUGUCUGUCUGUCUAUCGCAGUCACGUCUCUUCUAUAUCAAUCUAUCUAUCUAUCUCUCUAUCUAUCUAUCUAUCUAUCUAUCUAUCUAUCUAUCUAUCUAUCUCAGUCACGUCUCAUUUAUAUCAGUAUAUUUAGAUCAAUCUUUCUCUAUCGCGAACGUUCUCUCGCUCUCUCUCUCUCUCUCUCUCUCUAUCUAUCUAUCUAUUUCAGUCACAUCUCUCUCUCUCUCUAUCUAUCCAUCUACCUAUCUCAGUCACGUCUUGUGUAUAUUAGUCUAUCUAUCUAUCUAUCUAUCUAUCUAUCUAUCUAUCUAUCUAUCUUAUAUUAG